CGACGAAGCAUAGUUGUUGAGCCGUUGCUAAGGAGAUCCUACAGCAACUUUCCUGAAUGACGUGAUGUAAACACAGCAUCAUGUCCGAGACUACAAUUCUUAAAAUUGUAUAUAUUUUUCCAAAUGGAGACCAAUAUGAUGGCGAAUGUUGUCGUACUUCAGAUGGUGUGCUGCUGAGGAAAGGGUCAGGCACACACACAUCAGCCUCUGGAAUUAUGUACACUGGAGAAUGGGACAAUGAUAAGAUGAAUGGCAGAGGAACUCUAACGCACCCUUCAGGGGCAUUUUACAGCGGCCUGUUCCGAGACAACAUGUAUCAUGGCAAAGGAACUUAUCGAUUUCCUGAUGGGACAGAAUACACAGGAACUUUUAACAACAACAGAUUUGAAGGUGAAGGGGAGUUCACAGAUUCACAAGGACUUGUGUGGAGGGGGAUGUUCCAUAACAAAGCCGCACUGGGACUGAAGCUCAAAGUCAACGUGUGACUUGCACACAAACACACACCAUUUAAAUGUAUACGGAAAAAC
Molecule: messenger RNA, 527 nt
Organism: Carassius auratus (goldfish)
Lineage: Eukaryota; Metazoa; Chordata; Actinopteri; Cypriniformes; Cyprinidae
Product: MORN repeat-containing protein 2-like
Exons: 5
Coding region: 81-485 (134 amino acids)
Source: RefSeq, a predicted model, not a curated record